Molecule: messenger RNA, 1316 nt
Organism: Emiliania huxleyi CCMP1516
Lineage: Eukaryota; Haptophyta; Isochrysidales; Noelaerhabdaceae
Product: electron transfer flavo protein subunit alpha, mitochondrial
Exons: 6
Coding region: 27-1019 (330 amino acids)
Cellular component (GO): mitochondrion
Molecular function (GO): electron transfer activity; flavin adenine dinucleotide binding
Source: RefSeq, a predicted model, not a curated record
AUCGCCAUCAGCAGGAAGUCGAGAACAUGCAGCGUGCCCUUUGCCGAGCCGCCCAGCGCUCCCGCUCGCUCUCGAGCUCCCGGCGCCACGCCUCGACGCUGCUGGUCGCCGAGCACGACGGUACCAAGCUCUCCGAGGGCACGCUCGCCGCCAUCACCGCGUGCGCGCAGAUGAAGCCCAUUACGCUUCUCGUCGGCGGCUCUGCGGAGAUGGCCGCGACGGCGGCCAAGGCGGAUGGCGUGGACGCGGUGCAGUUCGUCGACAACGACGCGCUCAACCACGGCGUGGCGGAGGAGUGGGCCCCGCUGGUGGAGGGAAUCGCAAAGACGGGCUUCACGCACGUCGUCGCGGGCGCCUCCUCCUUCAGCAAGGGGCUCUUCCCGCGGGUGUCGGCGCUGCUUGACGUGGCGCAGGUGUCGGACAUCAUCGGCGUCAAGAGCGAGGACACCUUCGUUCGUCCCAUCUACGCCGGCAACGCCCUCGCCACCGUCAAGUCUGAGGAUGCCAUCAAGGUCGUGACUGUGCGCCCCACGUCCUUCGACAAGGCGGCGGCGGAGGGCGGCUCCGCCGCUGUCUCCGCCGCCGCCGUCGACUUCUCGGCGACCGGCACGACGACGUGGAUCAGCGAGGAGGUUGCCAAGAGCGACCGUCCAGAACUCGCCUCUGCCAAGACGGUGAUCUCUGGCGGCCGCGGCCUCAAGACUGGCGACAACUUUGCGAUGCUCGACAGCCUCGCGCUCAAGCUGAACGCGGCGGUGGGCGCCUCGCGCGCCGCCGUCGACUCCGGCAUGUGUCCGAACGACAUGCAAGUCGGGCAGACGGGCAAGGUUGUCGCGCCCGACUUGUACGUCGCCGUCGGCAUCUCUGGCGCGAUCCAGCACCUCGCCGGCAUGAAGGACUCAAAGACGAUCGUCGCAAUCAACAAGGACCCGGAGGCGCCCAUCUUCCAGGUGGCCGACUACGGCCUGGUCGACGACCUCUUCAAGGCCGUCCCCGAGCUCGAGUCCAAGCUGCCUUAGCCCGUCCCGUCGUCCCCGUGCCGCACCGGGCCGCAGAGCGCACAGACGGCACGCAGGUUUAUAUUACACCCCAAUCCCCCUCCCCCCAGUCGUCUGUCUCUCGAACGUUGCCCCUUUUGGGUCGGGUCUUUGUGUCGUGCGAGUGAGUGAGAGCGGGGCGGCAGAACAACACGCCAGACGAUGCGCGCCACAAGCGCGCGAUGCCGCUCACUCAGUCAGUGAGCGGAGAACAGUGAACACUGAAUGAACAGUGGUGAGUGCCGUAAAUUGUAAAUCUAAAAAUGGCUUUUUCCACAU